GGUGGUAUAUAAGGUGGCACUGUGUAGGCAGCUUCAGAUCACUCGUCUCCAAUACACAUCACCAUGAGCAAGGCUGUGUUCCUCGUGCUGUCAGUACUGGUGGCCCUGACUGCCGCCAUGCCCGCCCCUGAGCCUGAGCCAGAAGCCAAGGCAGAACCCGGCUACCUGGGUUACGGCGGCUAUGGCGGCUAUGGCGGCUAUGGAGGUUAUGGAGGCUAUGGCGGUUAUGGUGGUUAUGGAGGCUUCGGUGGCUUCGGAGGUUAUGGUGGUUAUGGAGGCUAUGGCGGGUAUGGCGGGUACGGCGGCUAUGGCGGGUAUGGAUAUCAUGGUUAAUUCGAGUGCCCAGCGCUGCGUUGUGGAUGAGAGAGCUCCUCUUCAGUUUAGAAUUUGCUGGUUAUCUUUCAGAAAAUGUUUACACAAAUAAAUUUUUGAAAACCUACGGAAAAAAAAA
Portunus trituberculatus (swimming crab) is the source of this 451-nucleotide messenger RNA. Its product is annotated as neuropeptide-like protein 31. The record is from RefSeq and is a predicted model, not a curated record. Lineage: Eukaryota; Metazoa; Arthropoda; Malacostraca; Decapoda; Portunidae. The transcript is spliced from 3 exons. The coding region runs from base 64 to 333 and encodes 89 amino acids.